Vicia faba (fava bean) is the source of this 903-nucleotide messenger RNA. Lineage: Eukaryota; Viridiplantae; Streptophyta; Magnoliopsida; Fabales; Fabaceae. The record is from the annotation of a GenBank genome assembly.
AUGGGAAAGACCCCUCUUGAUGCUUCAGAGGAACAUUACAUUCAGCCUGGAGCUUUAUCAGUUAUAAAAGCUAUAGCUAGUGAAGUGGAUUCCAACAAUUUAAACUCGGUUUUUCACAUUGGAGACAUAAGCUAUGCGACCGGUUUUCUAGCAGAAUGGGAUUUCUUUAUGAACCUUAUUAGUCCAGUAGCUUCAAGAGUUUCUUACAUGACAGCAAUUGGGAACCAUGAGAGGGAUUAUGUAAGUUCUGGUUCGGUUUAUCAAACACCCGACUCUGGUGGUGAAUGUGGAGUACCUUAUGAAACAUACUUUCCAAUGCCCACUUCUGCAAAGGAUAAGCCUUGGUACUCAAUUGAACAAGCAAGUGUUCAUUUUACAGUAAUAUCCACUGAACAUGACUGGUCCAUAAAUUCUCAACAGUAUGAAUGGAUGAAAAAGGAUAUGGCAUCCGUUAAUAGACAACAUACUCCUUGGUUAGUCUUCAUGGGACAUAGACCAAUGUACACUUCCAACCAAGGAUUUUCGUCUAAAGAUCAAAAUUUUAUUAAAGCUGUGGAGCCAUUGCUAUUUGAGAAUACGGUUGACUUGGCACUUUUUGGCCAUGUGCAUAACUAUGAAAGAACUUGUUCUGUCUAUCAGAAUAAGUGCAAAGCCAUGCCUAUAAAAGAUCAAAAGGGAGUAGACACUUAUGAUAACAAAAAUUAUAGUGCACCCGUACAUGCUGUCAUUGGCAUGGCUGGCUUCACCUUGGACAAAUCCUCAAACAAUGGAGAGAGCUGGAGUCUUAAAAGAAUUUCUGAGUUUGGUUAUUUACGAGCACAUGCUACUAAAAAUGAUUUAAACUUGGAGUUUGUGACAUCAGAUACAAGAGAAGUUAAGGAUAGUUUCCGCAUUACAAAGUAA